Messenger RNA from Fomitopsis serialis, 1778 nucleotides. Its product is annotated as tRNA modification GTPase TrmE. Gene Ontology annotation, molecular function: GTP binding; GTPase activity; protein binding. NCBI's taxonomy places the organism in Eukaryota, Fungi, Basidiomycota, Agaricomycetes, Polyporales, Fomitopsidaceae. The coding region runs from base 100 to 1734 and encodes 544 amino acids. Gene Ontology annotation, cellular component: cytoplasm; mitochondrion. Gene Ontology annotation, biological process: tRNA wobble uridine modification; tRNA methylation. The transcript has 8 exons. The record is from RefSeq and is a predicted model, not a curated record.
CGCCCAAGACCCCUCCGGCGCGUCCGUGGGAACUCGUCGCUUCGUGAAUCAAGGCAGCUCAUUUCGGCCUCCGCGACCUGACCGCGUCGACCAUCUCGAAUGCUGCGAUGCCGCCUCUCUGCAGCAAGCCAUGUCCUCCGUAACGGCUCGACGCUGCUGACGAAGGAGUGGUUGAUCAUCAGAGCACCAGCGAAGCACGCGGGCACUGCCCGGUACCACGGCACUUCUGUUCGGAGCAACCCUCAGCAUGAAGCAGUCGCGUCGAGAGGCUUCCGUGCGCACGAAGGCCAGCUGUCGUUGUCAGACAAUCAGCGCAGGACUAUAUACGCGCUCUCAACGCCUCCGGGAAAGGGCGGGGUAGCGGUGAUCAGAAUAUCGGGCCCGGACGCGCUGCUCGUGUGGAGGGCAGUGGUGAACAGAGGAGCGCGUAAGGAUGGACCUCGGAACGAUGAUCCUGCACCCUGGCAAAUGUACAGGUGCAAAGUCACUCACCCUGUGUCCGGAGAGGUUCUGGAUGAUGGCCUUGCAGUCUACUUCAAAGCGCCGAAGUCCUUCACCACAGAAGAUGUUGUAGAGCUGCAUAUUCAUUCUGGUCGGGCUGUCGUGUCCUCGGUGCUGUCUGCUCUAUCUUGCAUCCCUGCCUGUCGUCUUGCGGAAGCCGGGGAGUUCACGCGUCGUGCCUUUAAGGGUGGUCGUCUCGACCUGACCCAAGUCGAGGGAUUGAAUGACCUAAUAAAUGCGGAGACUGAAAGCCAGCGCAAGGCUGCGCUGAUCGCAGCGGGGGGUAUUGCACGAAACCAUUUUGAGAAGCUCAGGAAAGAUAUCAUACAAUGCCUUGCUCUCGUAGAGGCUCUCAUCGAUUUUGGAGAAGGCGAGGACAUCGAAGAAGGUGUAUUUCAACAAGCCAGAGAACGUGCCCGAGAUAUAGCACAGAGCAUACGUGAGCAGUUGUCUGACAACCGAAGAGGUGAAAUCCUGCGGUCCGGUAUACGGCUGGCCAUAUUUGGACCACCCAACGCGGGUAAAAGUAGCUUAUUGAAUUUCCUCGCUCAGCGAGAAGCGGCCAUCGUGACCUCGGUGCCGGGCACGACUCGAGACAUCCUGGAACUCUCCCUAGAUAUAGGCGGCCUACCCGUGAUUGUCGCUGACACUGCUGGUAUACGGCAGACCGAUGACCUGGUUGAAAGCAUAGGCGUCGAACGCGCGCGCAAUUUAGUUGAAUCGACGGACGUCUCGCUUUGCGUGCUUUCACUGCCGGACGUCGCGGAGGGAUCCACGAACAGUCCCGUCAUUCCGCCUUCCGUGGCCUCGCUCAUCGCGCCGGACACCUACGUGCUCUUGAACAAGUCAGACGUGGCGGAUAUCGCACCGAACCGAGUUUCAGCUAUACUGGAUGCCCUUGGAACCAGCAGAGGAUGGGUCGUCAGCUUGGCUACGGGUAAGGGUACGCAAGACUUCCUAGACGGAUUCGCACAGGCAUUACAGGAGCGGUACGAUGUACAUCAGGAGCAGAACACGGAUGUCCGUCCGCUCAUAACUCAUGCCCGGCAUCGUGUCAACCUGGAGCAUGCACUGCAGUUCCUGGAUGCCUUCCUAGGCUAUGACGCGGAGGACGUGGUACUGGCUGCGGAAGAACUCCGCUACGCCGCACAGGCAAUUGGCAAAAUUUCUGGCGUGAUUGAUGUGGAGGAUAUCCUCGAUGCUGUAUUUCGUGACUUCUGCAUCGGAAAAUGAGAAGGUACUUUCCCUGUGUCUAUAUUCUGAGAAGGCGAGUUACC